Panthera uncia (snow leopard) is the source of this 5859-nucleotide messenger RNA. RefSeq names its product nucleoporin 37 (gene NUP37). Gene Ontology annotation, cellular component: nuclear pore outer ring. The coding region runs from base 1288 to 2268 and encodes 326 amino acids. Lineage: Eukaryota; Metazoa; Chordata; Mammalia; Carnivora; Felidae. Gene Ontology annotation, molecular function: protein binding. The record is from RefSeq and is a predicted model, not a curated record. The transcript is spliced from 9 exons.
GCUCGCAUCCUUUUCGUGCGAGUUCCUUCUCUCCCCAACCGUGUUCCACCUCUCUUCCUUCUGACCUGGGGCUUCGGGAGGUGGUAGCGGGGUCUCGCGGGACUUGCCUGCCUGGGAAGAGGUGUUGGGGUUCUUUGAGAGGACUUCAGUUGUUCCUUCCGUCUUUUCCCCUCCAGUUUUAGAGGACAAGUCCAGCCCGCCUUGUACAGUAAAACCCUGAGAAUGUAGUGAGAUUGGGCACUAGUUUAACGAGGAAUAGGGAACCAAGUUUCCUGACCUCGAAUAUUUUCCACUUCUGACACGGCGCUGCCUCUGAGGGCAUCCACCUGCUGGUCACCUUUAACUAUUGCUCAGUCCCGGAUCCCCUCUCCUAUGGUUACUAUUUUAUAGGCUCCCUGAGGUGGGAUUCCUCUGAUUCUCAAUAAAUACUUAUCAGGUUCUUGAUGUGUUUGUUACUGAGCCCAACUGUUCUCAGGACAACUCCUGCAUCCAGUUAAGAGAAAACAGACCUCUUUAGAUCCCUAAAUCUCUGGGAAUGCUGCUUCGUCUGGGAAUGCUGCUUCCACAGUGCACACCAGGCCAUGACAGGCUGGUUGAAAUUUUGUGCCUAGUUUUAUGAAUAUUAUCUUUAGGUCACACAUUUCGGCACUCCUUCCUCCAGAUCCUCUAUUUUGGAUCUGCUUAUUUUAUUGCUCUUUUCACACUGAAUCAUGACCAUUACCGGAUAUUGUAAUCUUCAAGGUGGAGGGCUGUGUUUUACUUCUCUAGCACUGGUGUCCAACACAUAGUAAAGUAUUUUAAAUGCUGUCUCGUCUUAGGAGCUUGGCAGCUAACCUAUUAAAGUCUCCAUUUCUUUCUCUGUAAAAUGGGAACUGUAAGUAGUACCUUCCUCUUAAGUUUGCAAAUAUAGGUGUCCUGAUGUCAGUUAAAUCCUCAACAUGGAACUUACAAGUGGUGCUUCGUAAAUGUUAAGUAUCAUUAAUUUUUAUGAAUAUAUUUACUACAGUGGUUACAUCUUCAAGUACUUACUAUAUCUUUUAGGUCAUCUGAACAGGAUAUUAUGAUAUAUUCUGCAGGUAUCACUCAUAAAGUAUUUAAAGAAGUACUUGAAAUUGUUUAGCUGUCUCUGGCAUCUGAAACACCAUGUCCUUAUUUUAUUUGCUGAAAGUGACUAACACUUUGAUGGUUUCUGUCUUAACUGUGUCUGUGCUAUCAUCCACAGUUUCGUGACCUUGUCCAGUAGAAGGCUAUUUUAUUUUUACAACUGUUCAAGUAUUGACAUACAAGAUGAAGCAAGAUGCCACAAGAAAUGCUGCCUACACUGUGGAUUGUGAAGAUUAUGUGCAUGUGGUAGAAUUUAAUCCCUUUGAGAGUGGGGAUUCAGGAAACCUAAUUGCAUAUGGUGGCAGUAAUUAUGUGGUCAUUGGCACGUGUACAUUUCAGGAAGAAGAAGCAGACGUGGACGGAAUUCAGUAUAAAACACUACGAACAUUUCAGCAUGGAGUCAGGGUUGAUGGCAUAGCUUGGAGCCCAGAAACUAGACUUGAUUCAUUGCCUCCAAUAAUCAAAUUUUGUACUUCAGCUGCUGAUAUGAAAAUAAGGUUGUUUACUUCAGACCUUCAGGAUAAAAAUGAAUACAAGAUUUUAGAGGGCCAUUCAGAUUUCAUUAAUGGUUUGGUGUUUGAGCCCAAAGAGGGCCAAGAACUUGCAAGUGUGAGUGAUGAUCAUACCUGCAGGAUUUGGAACUUGGAAGGAAUGCAGACAGCUCAUUUUGUUCUUCAUUCCCCGGGAAUGAGUGUGUGCUGGCAUCCUGAGGAAACUUUUAAGCUGAUGGUUGCAGAGAAGAAUGGAACAAUCCGGUUUUAUGAUCUUUUGGCUCAACAGGCUAUUUUAUCUCUUGAAUCAGAACAGAUGCCAUUAAUGUCAGCUCACUGGUGCUUAAAAAACACCUUCAAAGUUGGAGCUGUUGCAGGAAAUGAUUGGUUAAUUUGGGAUAUUACUCGAUCCAGUUAUCCUCAAGAUAAGAGACCUGUCCACAUGGAUCAAGCCUGCUUAUUCAGGUGGUCUACAGUUAAUGAGAACUUGUUUGCAACCACUGGUUAUCCUGGCAAAAUGGCAAGCCAGUUUCAAAUUCAUCAUUUAGGACACCCUCAGCCUGUCCUCAUUGGUUCUGUAGCCGUCGGAUCUGGCCUUUCCUGGCAUAGAACUCUUCCACUGUGUGCAAUUGGAGGAGACCACAAGCUGUUGUUUUGGGUAACUGAAAUGUAAAACAAAUUUUCUUUGUACCUUAGAUGCAUAAACUUUGUAUUUUUAAUACAUAUUUUGGAGAACUCCCUAUUUUUAUAUCAAAUAUACUGUAAGCUCUAGUAAUGUCCCAGUUGUUGCUUUUGUUAAAUAAACUGUUAAUGGUUUGAAAAAUCAUUUUCUUGCUCUGUGCUGUAUAUGUGCAUGUAUGUGUUUAAAAACAUACAUUUUUUAAAAUCAUCUUUCAAGACUAUAAUUGACUGAGCAGCUCCAGAAAAGAGAUGAUUUUAUCACAGAUUAUCCAAAGUGUAUCCUGUCCUCUAUACUUUGAAUAUAUGCUGUUUUCCUAAUUCUCAGAGAUGCAAACAUUUACAAAAGGAAGAAAAUGUCUUUCCUUUCAGUGUUACUCUGGAAGUGAUCGAAUGUAUAUGUGUGGGUACAUGCAUCUUUGUUAGCAGUUUAUAUGUGUAAGGGUCUUACAACUUCCUCAGUAAUUAUAAAAGAUUAUCAUUUAACUUAAUACAAAGAAUGAUUUUCACUUUCUUAAAAAUGUGACUGAUUGACUCAGUCCUGUUGACUUUAUACAAAUUUCUUUUGACUAGACAUCUCAACAUUCUUAGAACAUCUGGUGUAUGGGAUAAAGCUUACCUUGAAAAAUGAAUUAUAAUUAAUAUCUUUAACAGCCUCUGCCUGUUAUGAAUCUUCACCAUUUUUAUCAAGAAACUGAGAUGUUUCUGAGAUGGCACCUAGUGGCAGUAAAACAGCGCUGAUAGCACAGGGCCUGCUUGGGAUUCUCUCUCUCUCUGACGCUCCCCCAUGCUCGCUUGUUCUCUCUCUCUCUCUCUCAGAAUAGAUAAACUUAAAAAAAAAAGAAAAGAAAAUUAGCUUUACGAGACAAGGAAAUGUUGCAACUAAUUUUUUUAAUGCAAUGAAAUGUUUUAAUCAUGUAGAUAUUUAAACUAUUAUGUGCUUUACUGAUGAAAAAAUGCAUAGUAUACCAAUUUCUAAGUCACUUAUUUGAUAUAAUAAAUUGUUACUAAAUAAUAGCAGUGGUUUCCUUUACCCCUUCAUAAGCGGAUUGUAACUUAAAAAGGCAAAGGUCAGGGAAUUGGGACAUGUUUCCUUUUAACAGUCUCUGUGAUGGGACAGAGAACCCUAAAAGCAUUAGGGUAGAUCAAAGAAUUUGUAAGAAUUUUUCAUUUCAGGAUGUGUCCCAGAUAUAAGGAAUACAUAUUGAGAUGUCAGAUUGAGCCAGUGCAUUUGAAAAUUGUCUAAGGACGUUGACUUAGGAAUUGAGUGGGUUGUUAUUAAGGGUGGAGAUUGAGGGGAGCCUGGGUGGCACAGUCAGUUAAGCGACUCUUGGUUUUAGCUCAGGUCAUGAUCUCACAGUUUUGUGAGUUAGAGUUCCACAUCAGGCUCUGCAGUGGCAGCACAGAGACUGCUUGGGAUUCUCUCUUCUCUCUCUCCGUCUCUCUCUCUGCUCCUCCCACACUCACACUGUUUCUGUCUCUCUCUCAAAAUAAAUAAAUAAACUUAAAAAAAAAAAAAGGAUGGAGAUUGAAAAGUAUGUUGGCCUUGGAUUUUUGGGUGUCUGAGAAAUGGGUUCUUUGGAAUAAGGGCUUACCCAAAUAUGAGUUAUCUGAUGAAAUUACCCAGUAGCACUACUGCCUGUUAGGGGAACCUGUCUUGGGAAAAGAUAACCCAUGGUGGUCACAUAAAUACUAAAUUUAUGCAAUUUAUGCCGAGAAGCAGGAAGUGUUAACCCUUAAAGAAAGCAAAUGGUUGUUUCAUUUAUAAAUUAAUAUAGUGACUAUAAGACUCAAGUCUCAAGAAAUGAGAGGGAUUUCUUUAUCCCUUAGCUUCAGGAGUGGUAUUCAUGUUAUCCUGAGUAAGCAUUGUUAAACUUUACUGUGUUCAAUUACUUUAAAUGGCAUAAUGAUAUUCUUUUUCCAUAGUAAAUUUUGUUCUUAGUAAACUAUGUUUAAAUUAGACUAACACAGGAGGCAGUGUUCAAUGGAGAAUUAGUUAUUGGUCAUCACUUCUAAUUUCUGAUAAAUAACAUGAGUUCUGAUUUUGUGUAUGUGUAUGUGUCCCAGUUAGUUUUAGUUUUUCCAUGUUUGUUUAUUCUAAGAGGGUUUUUCUUCUGCUGAAAAUAAGUUUUCCUCAGGAUUGCUUCACUUACAAAUAUUGUGGAAAGGAAAAAAAAGUUGUACUUGUGUUCUAAAAUUCUUAUUAUUUAGAGAUGUUGAAGCAAAAGUCAGGAUAUCACAAAUCUGCAAGAUGUCAGAAUUAAAUCCUACUCUUUCAAAAUGAUGGAAUCAUAAGUCCCAUUUUAUUUUUAUGAUUUGGCUUGUACGUUGUGAGUAUUUCAAUGUCUCUCCCAUGCCAAAACACAAAAUCGUACAGCCAUGCACUCCAAUUUGUUUCUUUGGUAAUUUGUGACUACAUAUUGACACUGACCUAGAAAUGUUCCUGUUGCUGUUUUAAAUCUCAUGUCAGUGGAGAAGAAAUUGAAAUCUGGUUUGCACAUUUGUGUCUGGUUUUUUGUAAUUGUCCAAAAUCUGACAUUGUCCCAGAAAUGCUGAUUGGUAAGUUAUGAGACAGUAUUAUACCCAAGACUGAUUUCUUAGGAGAGAACAUGUAUUUGCUCCAGAUUAUUCCUCAUGUUUCUGUAGCUCAAAAAGUUAAACUCAACCCAACUUUAUGUGAUACCAGUAAUAGCCUUAGAUUUGAGCCCAAAUAAAAUGUGCAAAGUAAAAAUCACCAUUAUGAUGGUCCAUUUCCACAUAUUCCUCAUGAGAGCAUGGUCCAGCCUCAGAAGCAGCAUUCUGUUCCAAUAUAUCUUUAUCAAGCUGUCGGUGUGCUUAGUAACAAGGACAGGAGAGAACACUCUGUUUCUUUAAUCUAACACCUUGCUGAUUCAAAAACAUUUAUUUUAACAGGCAUUGAAAAGGAAUUUCAAAACAGCUAACAUUCGUUUCUAAUUAUACAUUUAAAGAAAUAUGCCUUUUAAAACAUAGGUAGAAGUUUCCUUUUGUUGCUAUUAACAUGACUUUAAUUUAUAGCAACCAUCUGUUAACUAAGCACAGAAACACAACAAAAUAAUUAGGAUAUCAGCUUUGAAGAUCUCCUUUCAGAAAAGGAAAAACAAAUACACAUUUGAUGACAUAUCCAUUACUCAAACUCGACAUAACCAAUUUCUUUUGCAUGCAUGGACACAGACUUCAUGAGAAAUUGAAAGCACUGAAUCUCCUUUCUGACCUUUUCAGCUGUUCUUUGAACUACCUUAGUAAAAACAAUUGUUGCCCGUAUGUUGGAUCAAGUUACAUUUGCCUGGAAAUUUCUUUGGAUCAGCUUAUUUCUGUUUAACUGAUGUGUUUGUUAUAUUGCUAUUUGCCUUCUCAACUAAUUUUUAACAGAAUACUCUACCUUGGGACUUUUACACUUACAUAAGUUUUUAAAAUCCAUAAGAACAAGGGUAAGUAAAAGGAGAGGCCACCAAGUUUCUCCGCCUUUGGAAAAACAAUUUGAGUAACCCAAUAGAUUUAAAGAUGUAUGAAAGAAAGCAUUUCUACCAACUGCAUGUUUAGUGCUAUAUUGAGUUGAGUGCCUGUG